AAGUUUUAAUGAGAAAGCAAAACUUUUAAUUUCUCUUCAGUGGACGACUUAAGAUAAACUAAUUACCCAACAACAUUUAAGUUAAUCUUCUUAAUUAUCCAUUAAUUUAGAUUUAGCUAUAAAAUUCAGUCGAAAUGAAAUUUGAUAAAGAAAAACUUAAUAAUCUUAAUUUUAAGAAAAUAGCUUUAAUAUCGUCGCUUUCCCUCGUGGGUGCGUUAAUCUUCUCAUAUGGUUUGUUUCCCCCAAUUUUAAGAUUUGUACUGAAAUUGAAAAUGCAACUUAAAAAGGGUUCCCUAAUGCGAACGAUGUUUGAUGUAAUUCCUUUCCCACUGGUUUUCAAAAUACAUGUUUUCAACAUAACAAACCCUGACGCUAUAAUGAGAGGAGAAAAGCCUAUUGUUGCUGACAUCGGACCUUAUGUCUUCGAAGAAUGGAAAUUACGUGAAAACUGGGAGGAAGAUGUCGUUGAAGAUACUUUGACAUAUGAUUUUAAGAAUAGAUUCAUAUUUCGUCCCGAGUUAUCAAAUGGACUAACUGGAAAUGAAAUAGUUCAGUAUUCAAACUUGGUUUUGCUUGGAGGAUUGAUGGCUGUGAAAAGGGAUCGAGAAGCCAUGUUGCCUAUGGUGACAAAAGCAUUGAUGAGUAUAUUUAAGAACCCAGACUCAGUUUUCAUGCGAGCACGUGUCAUGGAUAUCCUUUUUGAUGGCUUAAAAUUCGAAUGUAAAGGCGAUGAUUUCACUGUCGAUGCUGUGUGUUCAGCAAUAAAAUCAGAAGCCCAAGGGUUAAAAGAAAUUGACGAAACAACUCUCUCCAUUUCGAUUUUCGGCAGUAAAAAUGACACAAGCUUUGGACGGUUUCAUGUACUUCGGGGGGUCAGAAAUAUCAGCGAAUUAGGACAAAUUCAAACAUUCAAUGGAGAAAGCAUGCAAUCUGUCUGGGAUGGGGAUGAAUGUAACAAAAACAUUGGAACUGACAGCACACUUUUCCCUCCUUUCAUGACACAAGACAUGGGAUUGUGGACAUUCACGCCAGAUAUAUGCAUGUCGUUACGAGCCCAUUAUCUAGAACCAUCGUCCUACGCUGGAAUGCCCACUUGGCUUUAUUCGUUAGAUUUCGGAGAUUUUAAGAAUGAACCUGAAAAGCAUUGCUUUUGUUAUGACCCUCCAGAUGAUUGCCCACCUAAAGGUACUAUUGACUUAAUGCCAUGCGUUGGAGUUCCAGUUUAUGGUUCUAAGCCACAUUUCCUUGACACUGAUCCAAAACUUUUAGAAAAUGUUGGAGGAUUGAAUCCCAACCGAACCAUUCAUGAUGUGUUUGUCAAUAUUGAAGGGAUUUCAGGAACAAUUUUUGAAGGCUAUAAACGAUUCCAACUCAACCUUGCAAUUGAACCUAUUGAAGACUUUGAAAUGAUGAGCAAACUUCCAAAAGUUUUGUUGCCGUUGCUUUGGCUCGAGGAAAGCGUUCAAUUGAAUAAAACCUAUACAAAUAUUCUUAAAUAUCAAUUGUUCUUAGGGCUCAAGUUUAAUUUUGUUGUGAAGUGGAUGGGAAUUGUUUGUGGCACAGCUGGAAUGUUGCUUUCAGGAUUCAUGCUUUACCAACAACAGCAGCAGCAAAAACAACAAUCACCAACGACAGUAUCAUCAGCGACGUCGGCAAUCGACGACGACGACAAAGUAAACAAGAAUAUUGCCAACAACGUAAGAUCUUAUAGUGUUGGAGUAUCGGAAGCUGUCAAGUAAAGUGACGGCAAAUGAACAAACAAAACAUUCUUACACUCUUCAAUUAAAAAUCUUUUUCUUUGGAAUUUCCAUUUGUUAAUUGAAGAGAUUUAAAGUUAAUUUGACAUUGAUGUGAAAAUCAUUCGAUAUUACGACGUUGGAAAAAUAUUUACUUAAAUUUACUCAAGUACGAUAAUGCACAUAUUUGAAUUUAAUUAUCAUAGCACAAAAAUUAAAGGUUUAAGUGUAAUUUGCUUCGUUCGAAUAUCUAAUUUAUGUAUAAGCUUGUAUGUAGAAUAAAAUCCUAAGAAAAUUCGCUUUAACUCACGCCAAAC
This is a messenger RNA of Clunio marinus, 2053 nucleotides long. Lineage: Eukaryota; Metazoa; Arthropoda; Insecta; Diptera; Chironomidae. The record is from the annotation of a GenBank genome assembly.